Molecule: messenger RNA, 1395 nt
Organism: Penicillium canescens
Lineage: Eukaryota; Fungi; Ascomycota; Eurotiomycetes; Eurotiales; Aspergillaceae
Exons: 3
Coding region: 1-1395 (464 amino acids)
Cellular component (GO): mitochondrion
Source: RefSeq, a predicted model, not a curated record
AUGGACAAUGGGUCGGAGGUCUUUGCGAAACUCCCGAACCCUAACGCUGGUCCUGCUCAUCUCACUGUUUCCUCGGAGGUCGCUACGCGUGAAUUGCUUCGCCACGUGUUUGAUUUCCCUGUUCCUCGGAUACUUUCAUGGUCUUGCAAUUCUGCGAAGAACUUAGUUGGGGCCGAAUACAUCAUUGAGGAGAAGGCACCCGGUGUACGACUUGGCUCUGUCUGGAAUCAGUGGCCACGGGAUCUAAAGCUUCAACUCAUCACUCAAGUGGUUGACCUGGAGAAUAGGUUGACGUCCAUUACCUUUGACAAACACGGUUGCAUUUAUUUUAAAAGAGACCUGCGUUCUCUUGUUGGGCAAGCAGAAGAUAUACACUCCCACGCUGUUGAUGACGAUGCUCUAAAGGAGUUUUCAAUUGGGCCGUUGACCACGAACGAAUUGUGGAAUGGGACUAGGAGAAAUAUGCAGCUGGAUCGUGGUCCUUGGAAGCAUGCAUGCGAAUACACUCGUGCAAUGGGCCUCAAUGAAAUGGUCUGGAUCAAGUCACAUGCACGUCCUCGAAUGAACUAUUACCGGUCGAACCAGAAUAGAGAGCUUCCUGCAGAUGGUGUCGCGCUUUUAGAGAAAUACUUGGAUGUAUCACCUUACCUUAUCCCCCACACAAACGACAAAACAUCAACUUCCAACGUUCUGUGGCAUCCGGACCUCCACCUGGAUAACAUUUUCGUGGAUCCAAAUACGUGCCAAAUCACGCGAGUCGUAGACUGGCAAUCAGCAUGUGUUUCGCCCUUGUUCUACCAAUCUGCUGUUCCAAGAUUGUGUAGACAUCCUCGACCUGUUAGGGAAGGCUGGGUCGUCCCUGGACGACCCAAGGAUUUUGAGAACCUCAGUCAAGAUGAACAGAAGAAAAUCGAUGAAGAUUUAGAAAGCGAAACGAUUCACAAAUACUACGAGGCGCAGGUGUAUAAGCGCGCCCCCCUUCACUGGUCUGUGCUCCAGCAACCUACAAUUCCUGUUAUCCGCAAACCUGUCUGGCUUGUGACUGGGGUAUGGGAAAACCGUGAUCUAUUUUUUCUCCGCGAAGCGCUCAUGAGUAUAGCUGCGCAUUGGAGCCAGUUUGUUCCAAACACUCCGUGUCCGAUAGCAUUCAGUGACGAGGAAAUCAAUCUCCACUUCAAGGAAGAGGAAAACAUCAAAGGAGUUGGGCAAAUGUUGUUGUUGUUCCGAGAGCAAGCUAUUCUCCCUGUGGAUGGGAUGGUUGAAACGAAAGACUACGACGUGGCUCGUGAGAAUUGCCGCAAAUUCAAAGAUAUUUUUAUCGGAUUGGCGAAGGACGAAAAUGAGAGGGAGUUGUUCAGAAACCUCUGGCCAUACCAAGAGUCUGGAAGUACCUGA